Molecule: messenger RNA, 4677 nt
Organism: Bombyx mandarina (wild silkworm)
Lineage: Eukaryota; Metazoa; Arthropoda; Insecta; Lepidoptera; Bombycidae
Gene: qless
Product: decaprenyl diphosphate synthase subunit 1 qless
Biological process (GO): ubiquinone biosynthetic process; isoprenoid biosynthetic process
Cellular component (GO): mitochondrion; transferase complex
Molecular function (GO): prenyltransferase activity
Source: RefSeq, a predicted model, not a curated record
GACAAACUCGUAUGCCGCUUGCGGUAGGUAGUCCACGUCUUCGAGCGUUGCGUUGCAGUUGUAGCUAUGGCGUGUUUAAGUUCGAGUAGGCUCUGUGCUCGUGUUCAGGAUAAGUUAAUGUGUCAAUUUGGACAUAAACUUCGAAAACAAACUGUAUUUGUGAAACUCAAACCUCCUGGACCAUCUCCGUUGCGGACAUUUGGAAAGACAUGUCAGACUGUCACGACAUGCGGUCCGACAUGUGGAGCCGGCAGUUUACCGGUCCCCGGCGGCUUAGUGCGCCGCUUCGCCUCCAAUUUACAGAGCACAAGCACCGGCUCUCUGCCGGAUUACGGCACACAGAUCAUUGAUCCAUAUCGCUUAUUAGAAGAUGACCUUAAUGGAAUAUAUGAGGAUAUUAGAUCGGAACUAGAAAGAAACACAAACCAAUCAGAACUGAACACCAUAGCCACAUACUACUUCGACGGACAAGGCAAGGCACUCAGACCGAUGGUUGCGAUUUUAAUGGCCAGGGCUGUCAACUACCACGUUUACGGAGAGAACAGUGCACUGCUACCGUCGCAGCGACAAGUGGCGAUGAUCAGUGAGAUGAUCCACUCGGCGUCUCUGAUCCACGAUGAUGUCAUCGACCAAAGCGACUUCCGUCGCGGGAAACCCUCCGUCAACGUGCUCUGGAAUCACAAAAAGGUGGCGAUGGCCGGCGACUUCAUCCUCGCUGUGGCGUCGAUGAUGAUAGCUCGCUUGCGCAGCGAUGAUGUCACACUCGUGCUCAGUCAAGUGGUAACAGAUUUGGUGCAGGGCGAAUUCAUGCAACUUGGCAGCAAAGAAACUGAAAACGAGCGGUUCGCUCACUACCUCACAAAGACGUACAGGAAGACGGCUUCAUUAAUUGCUAAUUCUGUUAAGGCGGUCGCUUUACUGAGCGGCGCCGACGAGAGCACGUGCGAGUUGGCGUUCCAAUACGGACGGAACUUGGGGCUCGCGUUUCAGCUCGUCGACGACUUGUUGGACUUCGUGUCUUCAGCACAGGCUAUGGGCAAGCCCACCGCGGCCGACCUCAAACUCGGUCUUGCCACCGCGCCUGUUCUAUUCGCCUGCGAAAAGUAUCCGGAGCUGAAUCCGAUGAUAAUGAGGCGGUUCCAAGAGUCCGGCGACGUGGAGAAGGCGUUCGAAUUGGUCCACAAGUCUCGCGGCCUCGAGCAGACGCGUUUCCUAGCGCGCAAGCACGGCGCCGAGGCCGCGAGACUGGCGGCCGACCUGGCUGACUCGCCCUACCAGAAGGGACUAGUGCUCACCACCGACCUCGUCCUCAACAGGAUCAAAUAGCGCGCUCGCUCUUCUCGCUGCGAACGCGUAAACGUCCGACAUUGUCAACGUUGUACUUUACAUAGAUGAUUGCUGAAUGCGUGCACGACAAUUUAAGAGCACGAAUAUAUUUAUAUAAGAUACCUUUUCUGAAAAGGUGAACGUUUGUACGGAACGCGAGGACUUAACGCUUUCGUGCACUCGUUAUUAAAUACGAAACAAUAUGGUUAUUAUAUUUUUGGUUAAUCAGUCGAACUGAUUGUCAGAAAAAUAUAUAUAUUUUUAUUUAUAUAGAGUAUGCGUGCAGUUGUUUACAUGUAUUUGUUACUGUCUUAUGAUGCGAACUUCACUAUUGUGACCUGAUUUAUAUUGUAAGUGUUUUACAAUCUAAACGCUGCUUUACGUCGAACCGAGAUGUUAAAAUACAAUAGUGUUUUAUUUUUUGUUUAUAUAUAAAUGAGCGUGUAUGAUGAGUACUACGAUACCAAAUACAUCUGUACUUAGGCGUGCAGUUUCGUGCUCAAUUUAACUUAAUACAUGUAUGUGUUGUGAAAUAAAACGUAAUUGGGUUUCUUUUUUGUACAUAAUAUACCGAUAUAUAUGCAUAUUCUAAUUAAACAUAAUAUAUAAUCUUGUGCAAUCUUUACGUAGGAUUUAAUUAGACGGUACCUGUGUUAUCAAACGUUAUCAUCAUCAUCAUCACAAUAGUAAACAAUUGUUUUAUAAUUAUUAUGACGACAUUUUUUUUAAACUCCUUCCAAUCUAUAUUUCGAUUUGUAAAUAACGAGUCAUCGGAUUAGUUACCCGUGAUUUAAACUCCAAAACCAAUUACCUCAAUUUCUUUAGCGUACACGUUUUUCAAACUAGAGGUUUAUAAUAUUCUGUUUUAGUUUGUAAAAAUAAGUUUACGAUGAGGCGUGUCGUCGUGUCUAGGCAAAAUUCAUUAAAACACGUUUAGAAAGUUUUAUUAAAAACGAUAUUAGCUAAUUUAGUGAUUAGAAUUGUAAAUAAAUUUCGAUAUUAUAUAAUAUGUAUAAUCCAGUGAAAAUAUUUUGAUUAACGAUUGAGGCAUGAAUGACAAAUGUAAAACGCACCAUGAGCGCAGUAUUCCUUCAACUUUUUUAUUGUUUAAUAAAACAUAUUAGUCACUAAUAAGUUCAUUUAGUUUAGAAGCCGACGUAAUGACUGACAAUAAAAGUACCUCCAAAAAUGAUGUACCUCCAAAAAAAAAAGACUCUUGAGAUACAUUCGGGAAGUAAAGUGUGUUUAAUAUAUAUAUAAUCUAUAUUUUAGUGCAGAUACAGUGUAUGCGAUUAUGAGGCUGGAAUUAGCAGGUCUCUGGAAGACCAUGGGUCACCCGAUAGUAAACAUGGACAAAAGCACAGCGUCAUGGUGUAAGAAAGGGACGGUGUUGACGCGAGGUCGAAUUUGCCUCUUACACCUGAUGUGUACCCCCACAUACGAACAUGCUACGUGGCAAAUGAGUGGGGGAAACCCAAACCCUCCGAUGGCACCCAGAGGAUUUUGUAGGCGUGACAUUACUAGAUUUUUUUUCUUUCAACCACCACAUCGAUACUAUCGAUAUUAUUUCUAAAAAAGCAGUAAUUCCAAAAUGCACAGAGUGGAUCUAUAACUAUGACACAAAACUACAGAACAUUACACGGAAAGUUUCCUUCAGAAUCUCCCCCACGACAAAGAGCGUCGUAAUGCAUUACCUAACGACCGAAAUUUUUAAUUUUAAAGAGAUCAUCUCCCUCAUAGACACGGGAGUGGUCCCUAGAGACUGGAAAAUAAUGGUUGCCGUACCAAAGGAGCGUGAGUUUAAGGAAGUUGACGCUCUCUGUAACGGAAAGAUGACCCGAGAUAAGGGCCUAUCAGGUCGUCAACGAAAAAAACAUCUCGGCUGUCAUCUUUUAGUACAUCAAACAUCAAUCUAUGACACUGAGCGAGGAAAAACUCACCAAAACGUUAAUCCGGAUGAGUAACCUUGGAAAGGAUCACGAUUAUGUCAAUAUAGUCAUCAACUUCCCGUCACGGUGCACCCAUUUCCUGGCUGAACUUUUGACCCCCUGUUCCACAGCCUGAACUAUCUAUUCGGCUUUAAGAAUGUCUAUGGAUUCACACACACUUCCCCUCUUGUGGAAACUUUAUUAUUCCAAGACAGGUUUGCUCCUCCUAACCAGGAUGCAUAGGGCGAUCCUAUAGAGGGCCCUAGAUGCGUGAUCGUGCCGGAAGCCUGAUUAGAAGGGCUCAGGCAGAGAGGUUGAACCCUGGCCACCAUUAUGAUAAUUUUAUUGGCCGCCAACAAAUGUGACACCACGGCAUCGUUAUUGGGAUAGGGGGACAACCAAAUCAUCGUUCUCAGAAUUCCCUCUCAACAGCAUCUUGCCGAUAGGCAGUUAACCCACGAACAGUACACACAGCAGUUCCUUAGAGUCCUAGAGGGGAUUUGUGAAGAGUCGGGGAUUGUUAUUAAAGUUCCCGAAUCAUGGAUAUCAAGAAGGUUGCUGGAAUACAGCAGAAAGUAUUUCAUAGACUGUGUACAGGUGAGCAGCGCCUUGAAGAAAGUGUCCAGCUGAACUAGUGAGGCGAAUCACUCGGUUCCUACCGUAAAUACUAUCAUAGCAGGGCUCUUCUCAAGUGGGACUGCCAUCGCCGAAGAUGACGUCACUCCAAUCCCCGCCUAUAAGUUAACAAUCUUCGAGGCGACUACCACACUGGCGACAUCGACAGCGAAGACUUCCUAUAUGGUCAGGCUGUCGUGUCUGAAUGGUACAGAGAGUAUAGUUACCUCACUUCCUCUUUAGCUCUCGUAGUGGAGAACAAGUGUGUGUGGGAGCUCCCAACAGAGACAUUCUCUCUCGAUGAGUGUCACUACCAGGGCUUGCCCAUGUUGAGGGUGCUGAAAGACAUCACUCAGGUGGAGGAUAGACACCUCAUCUUACUUCUGGUGUCGGUGAAAUUCUGUUUUCGCUGGCAUCGUCAUUAGUGGCUGCGGGCAUCUAAACAAGAAUCACCUCGACUCAGUGCUUCCGCUGACAUAUAUAUUUUAGUGCAAUAAAAAGAUUCAGCAAAAGCAAUGAUAUAUGCACGUUUCUACAAUAUUACUUUUUUUUGUGGUUUGAACUUUGAUAUUGUUUGUGCUUUUGAAAUGGGUCUUGAUUUUUAGUUGUUUUCUGUAUUUUGACAUUUUUUUUGAAUGUUUUUCUUUUUCGGUCAUUACGUCGGCCGACCCAGUAAGAGGUUGUGGUGUAUGUAUUUGUACAUGAAGACAACAACGGGAGUCAAUGAAUUAUUAUAUUUAUGUAUUUAGACAUUUACCUAGUUCGUACGUUUGUAAAUAUUAAUAUUCUGUAAAAUGCAAAUCAUGAA